CUGGAGGAUGGCCCACGAAGUCUCCCUCCCGACGGGGCAGCAGCAGGGAGACGGCCUUCGCUAUCUGUCCGUCGUGCAACUGCUCUUCAUCUCCUCCAUCCCCCUCAUGAACCUCACAGCGCCCUCCCACCCUGCAUACUAUGGCAUCCCCUGAGCCGCUUCUGUCCCGCCCCUUCUGGAAAGUGACCAACACCCUGGCGCUCCCGAUUCGAAGUGACGAGGACGGCGACGGGGUUCCCUCCCUGCGCUCCAUCGUCUCCCUGUCUCUCCCUGUCACCAUCUUUCUCGACGUGCUACUGGGGGAGGUGGCGACGAGCACCACCAGCAGAAGUCUCGGGGAGGACCAGGCGGGGAUCUUCCGAGCCCUAGAGGACUCCCUAGCUGGUGUAGGUGUGGAUGGGAGGGCGUGUCUUCUCCGUCUCAUCUGCCACCUACAGACCAGACCCAUCGGGCAGUACACAGUAGUGGGGGAGGUGCUGAUGCUACUGUUUACCAGACCAAAACGCGAGACCAGUGACUUCCUGAAGGAGUACCAGGAGGCUGAGAUGGCGGGGCUGGACGGCGCUGACUGCUCUCUGCUCUACCCCUCCUGCCCCUUCUCACUGCCACCUUCCCUGCUGCCCGCUCUGUACGAGGACUCCCCAAGCGGUCCCAGCAAGUACCCCAGUCAUUCUCGUGAUCUCGCCCUGCCCGCCAUGGUCUUCAACUGAUUCAUCCGGCAGGAAGAGGACCCCGUCACGUGAACCAGUCAGGGUAUAUUAGGGGUGAGCCAUUACGCUGCUACUGGUGGUAAGGCUAUGCAGUGGCCAGGGCUUGUGACGUAUGCUGUCAUUAUUAUGCUGUAUUAUGCUGCUACAUACUUUGGUCUGAAAGUAAAAAUGAGAAAAUGCUA
Molecule: messenger RNA, 892 nt
Organism: Portunus trituberculatus (swimming crab)
Lineage: Eukaryota; Metazoa; Arthropoda; Malacostraca; Decapoda; Portunidae
Exons: 5
Coding region: 141-710 (189 amino acids)
Source: RefSeq, a predicted model, not a curated record